Molecule: messenger RNA, 4429 nt
Organism: Artibeus jamaicensis (Jamaican fruit-eating bat)
Lineage: Eukaryota; Metazoa; Chordata; Mammalia; Chiroptera; Phyllostomidae
Gene: OTULINL
Product: OTU deubiquitinase with linear linkage specificity like
Exons: 8
Coding region: 170-1240 (356 amino acids)
Biological process (GO): protein linear deubiquitination
Cellular component (GO): cytoplasm
Molecular function (GO): cysteine-type deubiquitinase activity
Source: RefSeq, a predicted model, not a curated record
CAGUCGGCCGCCGCGACACCAGGGGCGGGAGCGUGGACCACCACCCCCUGCUCCGUUCCUCCCGCGCCCUCCCGCCGCCGGGAAGCGAACCCCGGCGCCGGCGGGCGGCCGCCGCAACUGACAGACUGACAGGCCGAGGCUUCGCGCCCGUCCGCAGCGCGCGGCCGGCAUGGCGGCGCGAAGGAGCCCCCCGCAGGCGCGGGAGCCGGAUCGGUCUAGUGCCCGCGCCGCAGGAAACGAGCACGUUCCCUCCUGGACACUAGUCACCAGCCAAGCCUUGGGUACCGCGUGGGGAAUAGCAAAGGGCUCUGUGAUGCUGGCGGUUUCGUUGCUGCUGGCCACCCUCUGCUACUUCCGGAGGCUGAAUUUACGUCUAGGGCACCGGCUGAAAUGGUGGAGUGGGUAUCUGCAAAGAAAAUUUAAAAGGAACCUCAGUGUGGAGGCGGAAGUCGACUUACUCAGCUAUUGUGCAAGAGAGUGGAAAGGAGAUACGCCCCGUGCCAAGCUGAUGAGGAAGGCUUACGAGGAGCUGUUCUGGCGGCGUCACAUUAAAUGUGUUCGACAAGUAAAGAGAGAUAACUACGAUGCACUAAGAUCUGUGUUAUUCCAGAUAUUCAGCCAGGGCCUUUCUUUUCCAUCCUGGAUGAAGGAGAAAGACAUUGUUAAGCUUCCCGAGAAACUGCUCUUUUCACAAGGUUGUAAUUGGAUCCAGCAGUACAGUUUUGGUCCUGAGAAGUACACAGGCUCAAAUGUGUUUGGAAAAUUGCGUAAAUGUGUGGAAUUAUUGAAAACACAGUGGACCGAAUUCAGUGGGAUUAAAGAUUAUCACAAGAGAGGAAGUAUGUGCAACAUCCUUUUCUCUGAUGCCAUUUUGGAAUACAAACUGUACGAAGCUUUAAAGUUCAUCAUGCUGUAUCAAGUCACUGAAGUUUAUGAACAAAUGAAGAUGAAAAAGGUCAUUCCCAGUCUUUUCAGACUCCUGUUUUCCCGGGAAACAUCCUCUGACCCUUUGAGCUUCAUGAUGAAUCACCUGAACUCUGUAGGUGACACCUGUGGACUAGAGCAGAUUGAUAUGUUUAUACUUGGAUAUGCACUUGAAGUCAAGAUAAAAGUGUUCAGACUGUUCAAGUUUAACUCCAGGGACUUUGAAGUCUGCUACCCAGAGGAGCCACUCAGGGAGUGGCCUGAGAUCUCCCUGCUGACCGAGAAUGACCGCCAUUACCACGUUCCCGUUUUUUAAGUCUGGCAUGGACCGGGUACCCGCCAGUGACAGUGGUCAUGCUGGCAAGUACAGUGUUCCAGGAAAACCAGAGCUGCUGGUGUAGCCACUGGAGGAAGUGGGACCUUCUCCAGAAUGACAGGGACACUGGACGCUGCUGUGCACACACGGCCCUUCUUUGUCUUCAGUGGCUUCCUCCAGAGCAGUUGCUCUAAUGCAUUUAUGGGUUCAUGGUUUGACCUCGUUCAUAAGAGCUGUGAGCGCUCCACACAUGGGGGCUUUUGAGAGCAUGAGAACAUUUAAUCUGGACAAAAACAACAACAGGAAAACAAGGAGAAGACAAGUAAGAAAAAAGACUAACCUAGAAAGAAUGAAUUUGUGUCUAACUUUUAUAUUCUUCAUUAAGAACUUGCCUUGGGUUGAUUUUGGAUCCUCCUAAACGCAGUCUUAUUUUAUAAGCAUGACCUUUCCAGGAAACCUUAUGGUGUCUUGACUUUUCUAGAACCACUUGAUUAACCUAUAACAUUAUUGGGGGGAGGGGCAGUGUGUGUACACAUACACACGUACCCCAGUGUAUACAUGUAUAGUUUUAUAUAUACACAUAUAGACACAUACACACAGAUAACCACUACUUUGUAAUGUACAGUUUGUUUUAUAUCUCUUUACAUUUUUUGUUAUUGCAUCUGGCCAGCUUAAUACAUCUUCUAUAGAUAAAAAAUGUAAAUUCUGUAGAUUGAGGCAAAUGAAUGACAAUUAUUGACCUGUCAUGAAAAAAUUAACCUGUGGUGUAUUGACCCAUGUAUUUAAUGUGUGAUAGGUAGAGUCACACCUGCCUCCCCCUUGCCCAGAAAUAUGUUACGUCCUAAUCCACAGAACCUGUGAGUAUGUUGGGUUAAAUGGCGAAGGAGAAUCAAGUUGCAGGUAGAAUUAAGGUACUAAUCUGCUCACCUUGUUUUAGGGAGAGUAUUCUGGGCUUUCCAGGUGAAUCCAAUGUAAUCAUAAGGGUCUGUGAAAGAGGAAGGGGGAAGUGGAAGUGUGUCUGGUCAGAGGGAAAUGGGAAAUCUGGAAGGACCGUAGAGGGGGAUGCAACGUGCUGGUGUUGACAACGGAGGAAGGUGCCAGGAGCCGAGGAAUGUGGGAGUGGCCUCUGGAAGUGGGAAGAGGCGAGGGAGGGGAUUCUCACCCGGAGCUGCCAGGACGGAGCACGGCCCUACCAGUGCUGAGUCUAGCCCAGCGAGACCUGGGUCAGACCCCGGGGCCUCCAGGACUGAAAGAUAGCAAAUUCGUGUUAAGUCGCUAAGUUUGCGUAAUGUGUUACAGCAAUGAUAGACAAUACUCAGGUGAACUAAUUUUUGGUUGUCUUUAUUUUAGAAAUACUUUUCUAGUUUAUUUUGAUAAUCCUUAUUUUGGAGGUACUUUAUUAAAUCUGUUGUGAAUUUCAAUAAAUACAAAAUAACUUUUAAGUUACAAAUCCCUCCUAAGAAGUGGCUUCCUUAAUGUGUUCAAGGCUGAUGUUUUCUCACUUUUUUCAUAUAGUUUCUACUAUAAAUUAAAAAAAGAUAUGUUUUGCUGGCCAGUGUGGCUCAGUGGAUUGAGUGCAGCCUGUGACCCAAGAUGCUGCUGGUUUGAUUCCCGGUCAGGUCACAUGCCUGGGUGGCAGGUCAGGAGAGGUAGUCUGUUGAUGUCUCUCUUGUGCAUUGAUGUUUCUCUCUUUCUCCUUCCCUCCCUCUCGAAAAAAUAAAUAAAAUCAUAACCAAAACCAGGUGUGUUAAGUGCUGUGGUGUAUGAAAAUAAUAUCCAGACUUUUUAAUGGGGGUAAUCACCUGUAUACACUACGGAAGCCAGGUGUCCAAUCGUGCAUUGUAUUAUACCUGCUGUCAUUUCGUUUUCUGGUUGGAGAGUAAUGAGCUUAGACCAAGGGGCCUUGCAUUACCUCAAGACCACGCAAAGAAAACAGGGGUUCUCAACUGACCUCUACUGUCCUGUUCUGCUUGGAAGUGCCUAUGGCUUUGCACAACUCCAUCAUCUGAUGGACACUGUUGGAAGUUAUCCCCUUGAUGCAGUACUGUGACCCAGAAAAGUGAGCUCGGCCCUUCGCUUCACAAGCAGACAUGGUGAGAACCUGCAGCAGGCUGUGACUGAUACUCCUAGAACUGCCGCUCCAGACUUCUGGGUCCAGUGCAGCUGUCUAGGUUCCUGCCUGGCUUUCGUGGGUCUCCACUCACCUUGCAUCUCCUUACCCAGUGUAAUGAUUUCCACGUCAGUCUGAGGCUGAAAAGGAGAACUCUUCCACGGGGAUCGGCAGCCUGUAGCUCUGAUGGAUCAGCCCAUUCCGUGUACCCUUAACUGUGUGUUGGAGACAGGGCAGAGCGGGGCCCGGCUUCUUUAAAUAGAGGGGCAAGGUCAAAACAGGACAUUUUGAUGCAAUGAAAGGAAAAAGUAAAGAAGACCUUUAAGUGGUUGCUAUUUUGAGGAAGGCAUCAAAACAGACUUUAAGAGAGGAGGUAUUGGGCAUUGUGUUCCUUUUUUUAAAAAAAUUAGUUGUAUAUUGAAUGUAACAAACUAAUUUGAAGGGACUCCGUAUAAGUUAGCACCACUUUAAAAUGCCAGCAGUGAAUUGGAGGGGAAUUGCCAUGUGACGCCAACAUUCAGUGUAUUUAUAACCGUACUUGUUUUCAGUGAGAAGAGAAAUGUAGGGAAAAUGAAAACAUACGCUGUGGUUUUUUUUUUUCCUGAUUUUAGAAUGUUUCUCUCGAAAUUUGGGCAUGUGUCCAUCCUGAGGAGUUACAUGAAUAUCGGCACAGGACUGACUUUUCUUAUUGCGGUAAAAUACACUGCGUAAAACACAGCAUCGUGACCAUUUUUAAAUACGCAGCCCGGUGGCACUAGGUGCCUGCGUGCUGCUGUGCGAUCAUCGCCACUGCCCACCCUCAGAGCUUUGUCCUCUGCGAGACCGACUUUUAACAGGAGGCAAGUUUAAUCUCCCCGCCUGGUAACUGGGUUUUUUUUUUUUUUUUUUUUUACUUUUCACAUCAUCUUUAUGUCAUGCCCUUCUAAUCUGAGUGUUUCUUUCCAGCUUAAACGACCCCCAGUGCAGAUGUCUGAUGUAAGGGAGGUUCAGGUCACCGAAUGGAUCCUGCAAAUCAGGUUUCACUUCACCUGCAAAGUUAAGAAAUAGCCACAGGUGCCUUCUGGCUUCGUCCUAGGGGC